Molecule: messenger RNA, 548 nt
Organism: Drosophila novamexicana
Lineage: Eukaryota; Metazoa; Arthropoda; Insecta; Diptera; Drosophilidae
Exons: 1
Source: RefSeq, a predicted model, not a curated record
AAACUCCACUUCCACUUACAGCGCUUUUAUGCAGCAUUGCUGCUCUUCAUCUGCUUCGGGUUGAACGCUCAGACAUCGGUGGCAGCUCCAGUGCCACGCUUCGACGAUAAUCUCGUUGCAUACCCAAAUGCGCCGAGUGAGGUGCUGCCUAUUGAGCCGCUGUUAAUCUAUCCAGAGUCACGCGAGGUGAUUUACCAGGCACGCACGCUGGCCGGCGAUGGUGAGCGAGACAUUAUCUUCGUAAAGCUACUGCCGGACAAGUCGGAGGGCUAUCGACCCAAGCAGCAGCGAAUCGCGGAGAAGGAGCAGCGCCGCAAGGAGCUGGGCCUGAAGGACAUCUUCUUUGUAAAGGCACGUGCCAACGGUCAAUUCAGUCACGAGCGCUUAAAGGUCUAUCGACUGCCCGAGUUUUAUGCGAUCAGUGUGUUCCGCAACGACGAGAAGUAGUCGGGCGACGGGUAGCUCUGGCUGCUGCACCCACGAUGCAGUCCGCUCUUAUUAUUUUUAUGUUAUGUAUAAGCCGCUAUAAAUAAAUGCCUCAAAAGUUG